GCGAUAGUCUCCCCAAGAUGCUUGACGAUGAGUCGUCUCUUCAAAGGAUCGUCUUCGCACGCGUGAGAAGUCCAGUGUUGAAGCCGUGUGGAAAUUGUUCCAGCUAUCUCGAGGGCUGUGCCGCAGAUCCGUUUGGGGACUCGGCCUCGAAUGACGCGGCCUCCACUGGAUCCGAAGACCUCGUACUUCCUGAAGAGACUCAUCCAUCUGGACAAGACAACGGGCGGUGUAAUCUGGAAGCUGUACGAGGAUCCCAGCCCCACUUCUGCGGUCGAUGCGAAUCACAAAAGCCAACCCGGGAGUCCAGACGAAGGACCAGAAUUACGGCGGCAGUCUAAAGAGAGACGAAUCAGCAGAAGCCCCCCGAGUUUAGAGGAUUGUACACCUCAAUACUCUCAAAGCACUCAGAGACUAGCGCGCGAAACCCAAUGUACGGCCUCCGAAGAGGAACAGUGGAGAGCGAAAAUCAGAGGCGACAGCGCACACCGAUCAGGCUCUUCGGAGACAAAUCUGUCCGCUACAGAACGAAGUUCUCGCCCCGCUUCCAGGACAUCGAUCCCCGACUGGUCUGAUCAAGAAGGCUCGAACGGAAGCACGACGGAAAGUCAAGAGAUGACUCGAAUCGCUCCGAGAAAAACGUUUCCACCUGAAGAAUAUUCCUCGAGAUUGCCGCCAGAUAGCCCGGAUCUGAGCGUGCCGGAUCAUGUGAUCCGAGGCUCGAUAUUCGAGAAUGGAACAGGAGGAAGCAAGAAGAUUCGCGCUAGGAAAAAUUCCACCGCGGCUCCCGAUUCCAUCCAACGGACACGCCGAUCACCCGCCCCAAACACCGAGAAGGAACCGGUUGUGGAUUCUAUCGGACCCAAGGCUCCGUCUCCCCCGACUCCGAGUACACUCUUCUCGGACAGCUCCGAGGAAGAAUUGAGAUCUGCGCGCACUUCCUCCACCUCCCGUUACGUCCCGUCUACGUGUCAUGCUUCACCGGAAACGAUCCUUACUCAGCUCUCGAGCUCUCGGAGGCGAAAAUCCCCGUCGCGUCCUCCGGUUCCGGUUCCUGCGAAGCAACCCAAGAAAGAAGAAGCAAACAAGGAGUCAGACACGUCACGGGAGUCAUGUUCCACGGUUCCCUCAGUCGGAGACCGUAUCGAAGCUCGUCAUGGAAUUCCUGUUCUACCUGCGAAGAAAAUCGUUGCCGCGAGUCAAUCCACGGUUGCCCCGCUCGUGGUCCCUGCUGUUCCCGUGUCCCCUUAUUCGGGAUCCUGCACGGCGACUCUGGGCUCUCCGGGGCCGAGAACUUGGUCUCCAAUCGCGGAAAACCCGCCUGGACUUCCAGUCCAAUCCGCUGCGUUCGGAACCACGGUUUCGUUCCACUCUCGAUUCAGUGUGAAGAAUGUGGUCGAAGUUCAUCAAUCUCUGUCAGUGGCCCAAGUGACGCUCAGGUCGAUCGACGCAACUUGUGGUAGCUUCGCAGCGAAGCUCUCGAUUUCGAAUAGCGCUUAUGCUCAAGAAAUCGCAAAAAAACCGCCGCCGCUGCUUGCCCUUUCGGUUGAGAAGGGUUGUCAAUCAGCGGCGGUGGAGCACGUCGGGAGCGUCCGGAGAGACCUAAUUCGCGGCACGGAAGGAGCAGUUGUGUCCAAGCGAUCGAUCCAAGAAACUCGCGGCAGUCUCCAUUAUAGGAGUUCGAUUCGAAGCGGAGAAGGGCAAAUCGAGGUCCCGAAUAAGCGUAUAUCGCUCGCUAAUCAAGUCAUGACAACGUCCAGCGUCGAAGUCAGACAGCGAGUCAACACCCACCGGGAGACUUCCGCCAUGUAUGUCGGGGAAAACUUUCACAAAGAAGAUCGGAAGAUUGUGACGAACACGUCAGUUCCGGACGCGAUUCAAGCUACUCACGGUACCAGCCACUCGUUGAGGACUGUCCGUACAUCUGAUACGCGAGGAGAAGGAACCGUCACGAGUCCUGCUUCGAUCGCCACCACGGUCUUGUUCGGAGCGCGUCUGAAACCGAUCAAGAGCGGUGUAGACUCACCGGGACUGAGCUCGUGUAUGACACCCUCAUCAGGAAGAGCACUACCAUCGACAUCAUCCUCGAAACGAUCGAUGAGGAAGCCGGCCCGAAUUAUACAGAAAAAUCUACAAAGGAAGAUUCAAGGGAAAACAAUGAGCAAGAGACCAUCGUCAAGUCUCAGUUACUUGCCUGGUUUAUUCCUGUCCCCUUCCGUCCAGCCGGGUCUUCUGAGCAACGACGUCGGUGAUCAGCGGUUCAGGAAUCCGUCCGGAGGACUUUCUUAG
Messenger RNA from Galendromus occidentalis (western predatory mite), 2286 nucleotides. RefSeq lists its product as uncharacterized. The record is from RefSeq and is a predicted model, not a curated record. NCBI's taxonomy places the organism in Eukaryota, Metazoa, Arthropoda, Arachnida, Mesostigmata, Phytoseiidae. The coding region runs from base 151 to 2286 and encodes 711 amino acids. The transcript has 3 exons.